AUCUCUCUUUAUCUUUCAAUUCAAAUCACAAUGAAGUUACUUAGUCUUGGUGCAGCUGCCCUCUCAAUGCUCUGUCUUGUCGUUGCUCAAGAUGGAACAGGGUCCAUUCCUACAACUACAACAGCCAGCUCUUAUUCUUGUGAUCCCACAACUUGCAAACUUCCUACUUGUUUGUGCGCAUCUCAAUCACCUCCAAAUGGUCUUGCUGCCAAAGAUGUACCUCAGUUUGUUACAAUCACAUUUGAUGAUAGUGUUCAGCCAUCUCUUUUGGCUACUGCCAAUCAAUUGUUAGAUGUCAAAAAUCCUAAUGGUUGUGGAGCAAAGGGAUCUUGGUAUGUCUCUAUGGAGUACACUGAUUUCUCACUUGUUCAACAAUGGUACGCCAAUGGAAACGAAGUCGCAGAUCACACCUUCUCCCAUGUCGGCUCUCCCUCAUCACAAGAAAUUGCUGCCGCCAAAGCAAUGCUGCAUGAAUACGCAGGUAUUCCGCAAGGCAAAAUCAAGGGAUUCAGAGCACCAUUCUUAAACUACACCGCCGGUACCUUGUCCGAGAUUAGCCAACAGGGAUUCCAAUAUGAUAGUUCGGCUACAGCUGUUGUAGAUGAUUGCUACUGGCCUUACACACUUGAUAAUGGUAUGGCCAAUGAUUGCUGGACAGGAAUCUGUGAUGGUGCAGUCAAGUUACCAGGCAUUUGGGAAAUUCCUAUGUAUGCUGUCAAUGAUAAUGCCAGUGUCCCUCAAUUGAUGGACAAUUACUUGGCAGGUUCUGUUUCUGAUGUAACCGAGUGGUCUAAUACCAACUUUGAUCGCCACUACAAUGGCAACCGCCAGCCAUUUGGUAUCUAUGUCCACCCAACCCACCUCACCAAUUACCCAGGAUUACCCGACCCUAGUUCCCUUAGACAGGGAGUCAUUAGUUUUAUCCAGUCCCUGGCUGGAAAGCCCGAUGUCUGGUUUGUUUCCAAUGACCAAUUGCUGCAAUGGAUGCAAAAUCCUGUUCCUGCUAGUGAGUUGGCCAAUCAAUCUUACAUGAAGUGCGAACUUCCCAAUACUGGCAAGGAGAUCUGUAACGGUCUCGAGAAAAUCGCGAUCAGCGAUGUCGGUCUAGUUUCUUCUAGUCUUCUGAAUACCUGCAACUUCAAUGUCGCCAGCUGGGGUACAUGUUUCAACUGCCCUUCGGUAGCUCCUACACUGGCUACUCCUCUGCCCCCUCUUUCGGUCCAGAGCACUGACCCAUCCUACCGCCACCCUGUCCCUGACAACUGCGAUAGUAUCUGGUGGGACCCUGUUGCUGGACAAUGUUUGUGUACCACUGCCAGCUGUGCUUACAAAGAUGUGUCUGUCACCGUAAACACCACCACCGCCGGUACAACCAACUCUAGCAAGACUGCCACUUCUUCUGGGGCUGCUCAGUCUGCAGCCACUACCCAUGAAAAUGCAGGUGCUGUGCUGCUUCCUACCCUCUCAAUUGGCGCAGCCCUGAUGGCUGGUGCAGCUGCUGUCCUGAUGUAACAGCUGCUGGCUUGCUUACUUACCUAUUUACUCAGUCACUUUCAUAUAUCUCUUAAAUAUUUUUUUUUCAUUUUCAUUUUCUGCACCUCGCAAUUUCUUUAGUACAAGUAAUAUAUUCUUUUUCUUAUUCAUCUGGAUCUUCCAAGAUCAAUCUCUUUUCCUUUUUAUAUUUUAUUUUAUUUUUUACAAAAAGACAGCAGUCCCAAAGAGAUCUUAGGCACCAAGGGAAAUACACUAUACUAUACUAUACACUACAUUACAUUACACUACAUUAUACACACACACACAUACACACAUACACACAUAAAUACAUACAUACAUACAUAAAUAUACCUCUUUAUCUAUAUAUCUAUCUAUAUAUAUAUAUGUGCAAUAAAACUUCACCCUUGUUGUAAAAGUAUUUUUUUUUUCAAUUAUAAUAAAUAAAUAAAUAAUGGAUUUUGCCAAUCUAUAUC
Messenger RNA from Phycomyces blakesleeanus NRRL 1555(-), 1967 nucleotides. RefSeq lists its product as hypothetical. Gene Ontology annotation, biological process: carbohydrate metabolic process. Bases 31 to 1512 code for a protein of 493 amino acids. The transcript is spliced from 12 exons. Lineage: Eukaryota; Fungi; Mucoromycota; Mucoromycetes; Mucorales; Phycomycetaceae. Gene Ontology annotation, molecular function: hydrolase activity, acting on carbon-nitrogen (but not peptide) bonds. The record is from RefSeq and is a predicted model, not a curated record.